UUGGAAAGCCUAACGGCUUUGGGGCGCGCUUCGCGCGCCGCUAGAACUUUUGGAUGCCUGGAAUAUAUUUAUUUAGCUCUGCCUUUUCAUUGCUUCGGGCCUCCGGCCCUCGCCGAUCUUUGUUCUGUCUUCCGGGAUGGGUUGAAGCUCGGGCCUUCGGCCCUCGCCUCGUUUUUCCCCGUUGGGACUCAUCCUUCCACUUAGAGUAA
Molecule: messenger RNA, 209 nt
Organism: Meloidogyne enterolobii
Lineage: Eukaryota; Metazoa; Nematoda; Chromadorea; Rhabditida; Meloidogynidae
Source: the annotation of a GenBank genome assembly